Coniosporium apollinis CBS 100218 is the source of this 1014-nucleotide messenger RNA. RefSeq lists its product as uncharacterized. Bases 1 to 1014 code for a protein of 337 amino acids. NCBI's taxonomy places the organism in Eukaryota, Fungi, Ascomycota, Dothideomycetes. The transcript has a single exon. The record is from RefSeq and is a predicted model, not a curated record.
AUGACUACGGAUAACAGCAGCUUCUCGAAGACGGGACCAAAGUCAGAAUCGAAGACAACACUGAAGACAAGAUCAGAUCAAAAGUCGAAGACAAGAUCGAAGAUUGAGCGCAAGAUGGAAAGCAAACCAAUCUCAUCGCCUAACGAAUCUCCUGCAAAACGCCGACGCGUCGGCGGCUCAUCACCAUCCACCAACACGCAGUCAGCUAGGGACACAUCUGACAGCAUCGAGACUGAGCCCGAACGCAAGGACAUCUUCUCCACACUCACAGAAGAACUCCAUCGGAUGAUCCUGGACAACAUCGCCAAAGACGAGAAGUUUGAUCCUAAACAAUUAGGCUGGCUCGAGCGCCGUCCUGAGGACUUCAACUUGACAUUGACCAAGUUCGACGAUGCCGACUGGGAAUCCAUUAUGGCUCUCCUAGCCACAAGCAAAGCAACCCGCCAUGCAAUGCUCCAGCAUCUCCUAGACAACGAGAUCAUGCGGAUCUUCGUCCAGCUAAGCGACGACCGCAGAUCGCUUCAUGUGGACGAUAUCGGGCAUCCAGCCCUCACACUUGGAGCCUUCUCUAGCCCAGAUGCUCCAAAGUUCGCGCCUCGGUAUCUCGUCAUCAUCUUCGAACUAAAUCCCGACCACGAAGUGCAACAUCCUGCCUCCGCACUCAGCGAAGCGCUCCGUCCGCUUCUACCAGAUGUCCUUACUAGACUGCGGAACCUGACUAUUGUGCAGCGCCGAGCUCGUCGCAGAACGAUCAAUAAGUACGGCUGGAGCAGGAUAUUCAGCACUGAGUUCUUCCACGACCAAGACAACCUGGGGUCGCAGCUCCGGCGGCUGUGGUGCAGAUUCGUCAAAGAGCAACCUGUCCAUGUGCACUCGUCUUUCCGGGUCUGCGGCGUGCAGUCCGAGUGGGUUGCUGAGAGGAUCCGGGGGACUGUAGCAGUUGGUGAUGGUAUCGCAGCUGCAACGGAAUUGAACACGAGCGAGGAUGAGUCUGAUACAAGUCAAGAAGAGUAG